Papilio xuthus (Asian swallowtail) is the source of this 1482-nucleotide messenger RNA. RefSeq names its product Cdc7 kinase (gene Cdc7). Gene Ontology annotation, cellular component: nucleus. The record is from RefSeq and is a predicted model, not a curated record. The annotation marks the transcript as partial. Gene Ontology annotation, molecular function: ATP binding; protein serine/threonine kinase activity. NCBI's taxonomy places the organism in Eukaryota, Metazoa, Arthropoda, Insecta, Lepidoptera, Papilionidae. Gene Ontology annotation, biological process: protein phosphorylation; mitotic DNA damage checkpoint signaling. The transcript is spliced from 9 exons.
AUACUACUACACUGACACUGACGUUUCUUUUUUUAUUUUUCUCAUGUUUUUCGCUUUUGAUUGUUUUAAUUUUUAUAGUUUUUGAAUAAUGAUUAAGGUUAUUGAUAUAUUAUAAGUUAAAUAAAAAAAAUCGUGUGUUAUAUUUUUAAUCAUGAAAUAUGAAACUGCUUUGGCUUAAUAAUGUCCCGAAUAAGAGGAAUUGAGACAAAACACAAAGUACAGAAAGAUGUGUUCCAAAAUCAACAAGGGUUUAAAAACGGUUGCUCUAAUGCGAUUAGAAAGAAAAGCGAUGACGAGACAUUUGAUAAAGACGAUGUGGAGAAACAACAGAUAGAUGAGCUGUUGCACAAACUUCCGGCUUUGGAUGAGAUAUUUGAAGUCCACCGCAAGAUUGGGGAGGGAACAUUCAGUUCAGUGUACUUGGGCUCCCUGCGCCGACACUCCACAUUGCCGGCCGCCGACCGUCGCUGGUUCGCCAUCAAGCACCUAGUGCCCACUGCACAUCCUGCCCGCAUAGAGCAUGAGUUGCGAUGCCUACAAGAUAUAGGUGGUAAGCACAAUGUAAUCGGUGUGGAUCUCUGCCUGCGCCACCUCGACACUAUUGUGUUUAUUAUGCCUUAUAUACCUCACAGGAAGUUCUCGGAGUAUGUGGGUGAAAUGGACUGGGGGGAGCUGCGGCGGUACAUGCGCGCGCUGCUGGAGGCUCUGCGCCACGUGCACUCGUUCGGCAUCAUCCAUCGCGACGUCAAGCCCAGCAACUUCCUCUACGACAGGGAGAACAAGAGAUACUUGCUGGUUGACUUUGGAUUGGCGCAGCGCGUGUGCGUGUCGCCCGACGAGCCGGGCGCGCCCAGCUCCGCCCUCGACCCCGCCCCCGCACCCGCGCACGCACACUCCAACAAACGCACAAGGGAGCAACUAGAGGACGAUUCGUCACCAGGAGCAAAAAGAAUGGCCCUCGAUCUCACGGUGGAGUCUAAGACGGUCAACGUCACCACCGACCUUCCUAAGAAAGUAACGGGACCUUCGAAGGUCCAGAUACCGAAAGCUGUGGCUCUAAAGAGGGAGGCGGCGGCGUGCGGGUGCGGGUGUGCGGGCGUGGGCGGGGUGUGUGCGGGCGGCGGGUGCGCGACGCGGCCGGUGGCGCGGGCUCCGCGGGCCGGCACGCAGGGCUUCCGCCCGCCCGAGGUGCUGCUCAAAUGGCCGCGGCAGAGCGCCGCCGUCGACAUGUGGGCCGCCGGCGUCGUGCUCGCCACCGUACUCCUCAACAGGUACCCGCUGUUCCGCGCGGCGGACGACGUGUCCGCGCUGGCGGAGCUGACGGAGCUGGUGGGCACGGCGGCGGUGCAGCGCGCCGCGCAACACCUCGGUCGGCGCGUGGUGACGUCGGUGCGGCGGCCGGGCAUGUGCCUGCGCAAGCUGAGCGCGCACUUGCGCGGCGCAGCCCCGCCCCCAGCCCCCGCCGCCCCGCCCUGCGCGCGC